AUGGCUAAAGACAAGAAAUCCAAAUCCGAAGACAAAAAGAAGAAGCUUGCGGAAAAGAAACAAAAACAAGAGAAAAAGGCCGACAAAAAAGAAAAGACUAAAGCUCAAAAAUCCAAAUCCGCCGACGACAGUGACAAUGAAUCCAUCGAUCUUGAUUCUGUUCUUGCCGAGUAUGCUAAAGCUCAAGAAUCUUUCUUGAAGAUCACAGAAAUGGUUUGUGAGCCUCCAAAACCAAGAGCUUCUUCGACUCUCAUCGCUAGUCCUAAUAAUGCGAAUGAACUAUUUUUAUUCGGGGGCGAGUAUUUCAACGGCGCUUUGGCGACUUUCUUCAAUGACCUGUAUGUAUAUGCGGUUAAUAAGGAUGAGUGGCACGUAGUGACUAGCCCGAACGCUCCGUUACCAAGGUCUGGACAUGCGUGGUGUAGAGGUGGAAAUGCAGGAGGGAUAUAUAUGUUUGGAGGGGAGUUUUCCAGUCCCAAACAAGGAACUUUCUAUCAUUACAAUGAUUUCUGGCAUCUCAAUCCCUCUGAACGUGAAUGGACACGUUUAGAAACCAAAGGCAAAUCUCCCCCCGCUCGUAGCGGUCACCGCAUGACCUACUACAAAAACUACAUUAUCCUAUUUGGCGGUUUCCAAGACACAUCGCAGGCGACCAAAUAUCUUUCCGACCUCUGGAUCUACGAUACUUCCAACUUCGUCUGGCACAAUCCCGUUCUUCCCCCCGUGACUCAGAAACCCGACGCCCGAUCCUCCUUCACCUUUCUCCCGCACGAGAAUGGCGCCGUGUUGUACGGAGGCUAUUCCCGUGUCAAAACAAACGUCUCAGGAAAACAGAUGAAAGGCGGUGGAAUGGCCAUGCGCAACGUGCUCAAACCCAUGAUCCAUCAAGACUGUUUCUACCUCCGCAUUACUCAACCCGCCGAUACAUCGACCGCCGCUCCCCCCACCGUGCGUUGGGAACGCAGGAAAAAACCAGCCAACACCCCGAAUCCUCCACGUGCAGGCGCUACAAUGGCUUAUCACAAAGGGCGCGGUAUUCAAUUUGGCGGCGUGCACGAUGUUGAGGAAUCCGAGGAGGGAAUCGAUAGCGAAUUUUUCAAUACACUAUUCGCAUGGAACAUUGAGCGAAAUCGUUAUUUUCCCCUUGCCCUACGUAAGCCACGAGCUCAAAAGAAAAACAACGGAAACGAGCGAGGAGGAGGAAGAAGAGGAAGAGGUCAAGCGAACGAAGAAGAACUCCUACGUAAUCUCGCUGCGCUCGAGACGGGAAAAUCGCUAGCCGAUGCAGAUGAUAUGGAGAUUGACACAAGCAAACCUGAAGAUGAAGAUGCGGAUGCCUUACCCGCUAAGCAGAUUCUCAUGGAAUUCCCCCACGUCAGAUUUAAUGCACAAUUGGCCGUGCAGGAUGAUGUUCUCUAUAUCUACGGAGGUACCUAUGAGAAAGGCGAUCGCGAAUUUACGUUUGAUGAAAUGUACGCGGUUGAUCUAGGCAAAAUGGAUGGCGUAAAAGAGAUAUUUAGACGAGAGCCCGAGAACUGGCUUGGCAGCGAGGAAGACAGCGAAGACGACGAAGAAGAUGAUGACGACGACGACGAAGACGACGAGGAGGAAGAUGCCGACGAAGAUGGCGAUGUCAAAAUGGACGAUAAAAAACAUCUGCACACCGAAAGCACGCGCAAAUCCAAGCGCAAAGAGAAGGACUCUCUUUCCUCGGAACUCCCCGAUUCAUCCCCCACUACGUCUGCGCCCGAAUCCUUCGACGAUACACCUGAUACCUCGACUACCAUUCCGGACGAUCAUCUCCCGCAUCCUCGUCCGUUUGAAAGCCGUCGCGAUUUCUUCCAGCGCACGGGUAAUGAGUGGCAAGAAGCGUUGAUGACGGGACUUCGCUGGAAGGGAAUCCAGCCUGAAACCCUCAGUGUCAAGGAGAUCAAGACGAAGGCGUUUGAGAUGAGUGAAGAGAAGUGGUGGGAUUGUAGAGAGGAGAUUGUGGCGUUGGAGGAUGAGCAGGAGGCGAGUGGGAUUGGGGAGGUUGUGGCGUUGGCGGAGAGGGCAGAGGGAGGAGGAGGGGGUGUGGGAAGGAGACGGUAG
This is a messenger RNA of Botrytis byssoidea, 2091 nucleotides long. RefSeq lists its product as uncharacterized. The record is from RefSeq and is a predicted model, not a curated record. Lineage: Eukaryota; Fungi; Ascomycota; Leotiomycetes; Helotiales; Sclerotiniaceae. Gene Ontology annotation, molecular function: protein binding. The coding region runs from base 1 to 2091 and encodes 696 amino acids. The transcript is spliced from 2 exons.